Eutrema salsugineum is the source of this 2719-nucleotide messenger RNA. Its product is annotated as ankyrin repeat protein SKIP35. The transcript has 4 exons. NCBI's taxonomy places the organism in Eukaryota, Viridiplantae, Streptophyta, Magnoliopsida, Brassicales, Brassicaceae. The coding region runs from base 531 to 2387 and encodes 618 amino acids. The record is from RefSeq and is a predicted model, not a curated record.
AAAAUUCUCUGUUAAAAGAAAAAAGGACAGAACUCAAGGCGCAGGGUUUCUCUCUACCUCAUUUUCCUGUGUCUCUCUCUCUUAACCUCUCAAUGAAAAUCUCUUCCAGGGUCGAAUUCUCAAGCGAAACGCGUCAAGGAUUUACCCUGUUGACAGUUUUAGGAUCAGGGCAUGGAUUCUGAUUGGGAUCAGUGCUUGGUUUUGGUUUAAAGCGUUAAGUUUUAGAUUUCGAUGCUUCUGUUGACUACGUUUUGGUAAUAAAUCAGAGACCCUUGUCGCUCUCGUGAAUCGAGUUUAGUGAUUCUAUAGCGUUUUCUGGGCCUGAGGGAAGAAAACUCUAGAUUUUUCCCUGCAUUUUCGCAGGGUUUGAUUUCUUGUGUUCUCUCGCAAUCUGGAGUGGCUGAUUGUGGCUGAUUGCGCAAUUGGAUACAAGUCUGGAUUUUUGUUUUUUCACUUGUCCACAGAGGUUUUUGGCUCGUUUUUGGAUUCUUGAGCAGUUUUUUUAGUUGUUAUUUCAGAAAUUUGGGUAGAUGGAGAACGAGAGCGUGAGUGAUGAGAUAUACCCUGAUGAGCCUGUAAGUUCUGAGUUGGAAACUGAGGAGAUCAUUAUUCAAUCUCCAAAGAAAGACUUCCAGGAAUUUACAGUGGAAGGAGGCGAAGGGAGUGAUGUGGUUUUUGCUAGAGAGGGACCUUUUAUAGGUAGUAAUGACCAAGCUACAACACAAUCGAGCAAAUGCUGUGGUUGUAGUGCCAAGAAACUAAAAUGCAGUGAAAAUAUUGAUCCUCUUGAGAAGGGAAAUCUCGGGAAAGAGAAGAAGCUUAAUAGACAGGAUAGAAUCGAAUUGGGACGGCUCUUCCAAGGUGCUGUUAGCUCACAGGAUUGGGAACUUUCCGAGAGACUGAUUCAUCUGGCUGAUCUACAAGCUUUGAAUGAUUUGUUGUGUAUUAGUCUAGAUUCUAUUUGGUUCUUGAGUACGGAGCAUGAGCUUCGGGGAAUCACGGGAUUGAUUGCAAAGAUCAUAUGUCAUGGUGCUCAUGACUAUACUAGAGCUACACUUAGGACUUCGUUUCUUGCUUCAUGUGUCUCAUCUUGCCAGAGCCGGACAGUGAGUCUUGCUGAUACUGUUACUGUAAUGGCUCAAAGGUUGCACGAGCGUCUCCAGGAGUGUAACGGUGAUGAGGUCCUCAAAGCAGAAGCUGGUGCCAAAGUUCAAAAGUUCACUGAAUGGGCCCUCAAAUGCAUAGGUUUCCACUCCCGAUGCCAGGGCGCUAGAGACAAAGCUGAGCAAGACUCAGCUGUUGAGAUCCAACUCCAGCUUUCUGCUUUCAAGAUGUUCUUAGAUCUUGCAGGAAACCAUCUGUCAGGAAAGGAUUUCACAGAAGCCUUUGAUGCAGCCUGCUUCCCGCUAACGCUUUUCUCUACCUCGUUUAACCCUGGCUGGGCUUCUGGAAUCUCAGCUACUGUGAUACAUGGAUUGCUCGGUAUGCUGGUGGAAGGAGGCGCAGAUAACGUGAAUCAGUGCUUUCUUGAAGCUUCUCGUUUUGGGAGCACAGAACUUGUGCGCAUCUUGUUGCAGAUUGCUCAAAGGAAUAGCUUAGACGUGGAUGUCGACUUAGCCCUGGGUUUUGCCUCACACUAUAGUAAAAUCGAAACGAUGGACUGCCUUGUGGAAGAAGGUCACGCCAUUUCUUUCUUGGGUCCCUUGAUGAGAGCAGCAGAGAGAGGUUGUAUGCAAGUAGUCGAAUGGUUUGUGAAAAGAGGCUGUCGUGAAAUGGAGCUUUGCUUGGCUCUUACAGCCGCAACUUCGAGCAGCCAGGUCGAGAUCGCUGCUUAUCUCCUUCCUCAUGUACCAAGACCAGUCCUCACUGCUCUCAGCAUCGAAAUCCUCAAAGCAGCCGGCGAAAGAAGCGGUGGUUCCCUCUACGGAGUAGAGUUUCUCCUUAAAUCCGAUUUCCUCGGGGAUCCAGCAGCCACUUAUUCAGUUGCAGACACCAUUGCAAAGUCAGAAGACGAGUCUGUUCCUUCAGAACUUAAAUCGUUUCUCCAAGAACAUUGGUCAGAGGCUGCAUUCAACCAAGGAUUGAGGGAAAGCCGUGAGAACUUCAUGAAUUUCAUGAGGGUUUUGAAGAUUGGGGAGUCUGCGAUAUGUUUAAAGGAUCUACCAGCUCCACUGAGAGUUGCAAUAGCUUACAUGCCGCUGUACAGAGAGUGUGUGAAGGCGGGUGGGCGGUUGCUCUCACAGAAGCUUAGGGGACAGCUCAUGGAAGCCGCGAAGCAGCUUCAAGGCUUUGAUGUGGACACAGAAGAAGUAUACAAAGGUCAUCAGCUCAUGGCAGUAUUGGAGCAUCACCUUCCUCUUUUUAUGGUCAAAGCUUCUUCUCGCUGAGCAACAAUGGAUCCAGCUUCCGAGUUAUUGGGAUUUAACCUCACCCAUUUUCUUCAUAUAUAGCUGGAAAAAUAAGAACUGAUAAACAAUCAUACCACUACAAUUUUGGAUCCGGAUCCAGUUUUUGAGAUGGUGAAAGGAGCUUUGUACAAACUAACGUCCUAUGAGAAUGUCUUUGUCAAGUCUCUUUCUCUGUCUCUUUACGCAUUUUAAACCAUUGGAGAUAAUCAAAACCUUUUGUGUUGUCCUCAACUAUAAAACAAAUAAAGAUACAUAUGUAAUCUUGCUUCUGUCUCGGUGGAAAUAAUCAUAUAAAGAAAUCUCAAAUUCUU